Tympanuchus pallidicinctus (lesser prairie-chicken) is the source of this 4096-nucleotide messenger RNA. RefSeq names its product bombesin receptor subtype 3 (gene BRS3). Bases 262 to 1464 code for a protein of 400 amino acids. Gene Ontology annotation, cellular component: membrane. Gene Ontology annotation, biological process: bombesin receptor signaling pathway. Gene Ontology annotation, molecular function: bombesin receptor activity. Lineage: Eukaryota; Metazoa; Chordata; Aves; Galliformes; Phasianidae. The record is from RefSeq and is a predicted model, not a curated record. The transcript has 3 exons.
UUCUUUCCUCCUCCCUCCCUGCUUCACUAGCUGAAAAGCCAAUAAAAAACCUCUCCACCUCCUACACAGUUCAGAAGAAGAUCUGCGUGCAUUUAUCCUAGGCACGUUUGGAGACCCAGAAGGGGAUGAAGGUAGUUAACGUGCAAUGGGAAUCUUCACUUCAGGCACUAACCUCUACCUUUGUGCUGACUUUGCUGAUAUGCUGCAAGCUAAAUAUUAGACAAUUUUUUGUUCAAAUUAAGUCCAGCCUGAGAAGAAGAGAUGGUUGAAGAAAUGUCUCAAGCAUACUUGCAUCUACCUAAUCAGACGUUGUGUGCAGAUACAAAUGGUACAGAACUGAAAUCAAUCGUAGAGAAUGAAACAACAAAUGAAAAAUGGACCGAAGAUUCCUUUCCAGGAUUAGAAAUACUGUGCACAAUUUAUGUUACAUACGCUGUGAUCAUUUCAGUGGGUCUCCUUGGAAAUGCUAUACUCAUCAAAGUCUUUUUCAAGAUUAAAUCAAUGCAGACGGUUCCAAAUAUCUUCAUCACCAGCUUGGCAUUUGGAGACCUGCUGCUUUUAUUAACUUGCGUGCCUGUAGAUGCAACGCGGUACAUUGUGGAUACCUGGAUCUUCGGGAGAAUCGGGUGCAAGCUGCUGUCUUUCAUCCAGUUAACAUCAGUUGGAGUGUCAGUGUUCACACUGACUGUUCUCAGUGCUGACAGGUACAGAGCCAUUGUUAAGCCCCUGGAGCUGCAGACCUCGGACGCGCUCCUGAAGACCUGCUGUAAAGCUGGCUGUGUGUGGAUUGUCUCCAUGGUAUUUGCUAUCCCCGAGGCUGUGUUUUCAGAUUUGUACUCUUUCAGCAAUCCGGAGAAAAAUGUAACUUUUGAGGCAUGUGCUCCCUAUCCCGUAUCUGAGAAGAUACUGCAGGAAGUGCAUUCCUUGAUUUGCUUCCUUGUGUUCUACAUUGUGCCACUGGCUGUUAUUUCUGUCUAUUAUUUUCUUAUCGCCAGGACUUUGUACAAAAGUACAUUCAACAUGCCAGCAGAAGAACACAGUCAUGCCCGUAAGCAGAUUGAAUCCCGCAAGAGAGUUGCAAAAACAGUGCUGGUGCUUGUUGCUUUGUUUGCCUUUUGCUGGUUGCCCAACCACAUCCUCUACCUAUACCGCUCUUUCACAUACCAUGCUUCUGUAGAUGCUUCUACCUUUCAUCUGAUAGUUACUAUUUUUUCCCGUGCCUUGGCCUUCAGCAAUUCCUGUGUCAAUCCUUUUGCUCUUUAUUGGCUGAGUAAAAGUUUCCGCCAACAUUUUAAGAAGCAAGUCUCGUGCUGCAAGGCCAAGCUUCGCACAAAGCCUCCCAGCGCUCCCCACAGCAAUUCACCCCCCAGAGCUCUGUCAGUCACAGGCAGCACACACGGCUCAGAAAUCAGCAUUACGCUGCUGACAGAUUACAGCAUCACAAAAGAAGAGGAAAGUGUGUAGUUCGUUUGUGAGGAAGGACAGAAAACGAGCGUUUGCAGUCAAGUCACUACUGCCUGCGUCAUGGAAGGAGGUGCCACGUCUUGCUCUGCCUCUGAAAGGAUUUUCAUCAGGAGUUCCUAACAUUUGUAAAACACACAACAAAGAAAGCAAAGCGUGUGCGAGAAGAAGCUAAAGCAGCUGAAAUUUUCGGUGUAAGCUCAGAGGAAUUGCUCACAUGCCCAAGCAUGAACACACACCCUUGGCUGAGGUUCGUGUGCUGGACAGGAGACUGCAACGUUGCUGUGAGAAUUGGCCAUGGGGAUUGCUUUGUUCUCAGUGAUUUGUUCUUUCUCUUGUGACUGGAAGCUCCCUUCUGUCAAGUACCUGCAUCUAAAGCAUGCAUAUUGAUCAAACCAUCAACCUGGCAGGUGUUUGGUUUAUUUCCUUUCUUGUCCCAAAUACUGAAAAUUGAUACAUGCACUGGGAAAUAAGCUAAGAUGAGAGAAAGGUAAAGCUUGUAGCAUGGUGUGAUAAAAAAGAAAAGCAUUAUUGCCAGAUCCACAUUGCCCUUUGCUCCACCAGUGACUUUGAAAUUCUGACUGCAGAGCUGACUGCAGUGACAGGGAUGCUCUCUCUACAUCAAACGAACCAGCAGGUCAUUGUUCUGGUCAGCGAUAAUCAUCUUUAUCAAAUUUGUAAAAUUUCUUUUGAUCUAUGGGUCAACGCAUCAACAAGAGCUUUGUUCUUCACUGCUACAGUGAUUUUACAUCAAGAGUUGCAGUUUGGAUUCGCAGUGCACUUCCAAAGCUAACUGCUCAGUCAUCCCCACCUGCCUUACUUUGCUCUGUCUCCCAGAGCAGCCUUGAGUGCACAACCUGUAUUUCUUCUGGAGGAAACCGUUCAGACAUGGGACCAGACUGGAUCUGACAGCCCCCAAAAGCACAGUGCAUGAGUGCCAGGAUAACCAUUUCUCUCCACAGACCCUCCUCUACUGCAGUGUAUUGCUUGGUCAAGUGGCCAUUUCUAAACCACCCGCACAUUUCUAAGCAUGCAGGGAGGGCUGGAUUUUUCCAUUGUACUAGCUUUUAUGAGAUUAGCUUUCUCAUCUCACAUCCACUUGCUCUGAUAACACAAGUCAGUGAUAGCCUAUCACGGGCAGCCUCUAUAUCCCCAAAAAGCUCAGCAGCUUGUCAGGAAAUAACAGGAAGCAAAUCUUCCAACCCCACCUUAUAAAAGUGUUGAAUGACACUUGUUUUUAUUAAGCUGUGUACCCUGAACCAAAAUUUUGUUCUGUGGGAGUUGAUGGUUAAAAAAACCACAACGGAUUUUCCACUGCAUAAAGUAAGGGAUUCCAUCUCAAAAAAAGAAUACAUGCGUUACAUUAUUGAAGGGAGGCCGCAAUGUAUGAAUCACACAGAACGGUGCUCUUGGUCAUAGAAGUUUGAACUGGAUGUCUCAUUUGACAGGCUACCUCACCCCUCAAGACAUAGUGCUCCUCCAGCUGCACACAGCCCUUCACCAGGAUGGAAAUCCAUCCAUCCACGCACUGUUAUUUGAGUUCUUUGUAUGAAGCAGAAAAUCUCUUUGCAGUCUCUCUCUUCUGACUGCCCUCAUCAGAAUAAUAAAACCACGCUAGAAAUCCCAAGGUGUUGGAAUACAACCUCUAUAGUCCUCUUAAACCAGUUUAAUGAUAGCCCAUUUUAAUGCCAUCAAGCCUGGCCUUGUUUUACUUCUCUCUUCACAUUACUCGCUGCAAGGCGAUAAGCACUAAUUAUUGAAAUGCUGUCUCCAUUUUAUUGUAUCAACUGUACGCCACAAUAGGACCACUGCAGUAAAUGGAAACAUAACAACACAGAAAUGCAAUUUAUGGGAAAGUGGACUCCAGAGAUGUUAAUUUUGUUCUUUGUCUGAACAGAACACAUUCCUUGGUACUGAGGUACAUACGAGUAUGUACAUACUGCGUUGAUAUUCUCCCAUUCUAUUUAGUGGAACUGCACAGUGAGAUACAGAUGGGUAAAUAAGCCUACACAUUUAAGACCCUAAUUUUCUCUUCCUAGAUCUUCCUACAGAGAAUUCUAAAUAAAAGAAAGAUCAACAAACACUGCACUUCCUUACACCACUCUUGAUUCUAGCUUAUUAAAGCCUUUAGCAAAUAAUCCACCACAUGUUUCUGGACCCCACAGUUUGUCUCUGUCUGAGAGCAUAUUUCCCACUGCAAAAUCCUUGCUAUACAGUAGGCCUUAAAAAUCACUGUUUCCUAAUUCACCACUUUAUUUGCUCUGCAUGCAAAUUUGCUCUUUUUGCUUGUGUAAUGACUCCUCCAGCUGGAUGGUCUAUCUAUUGCUCACACACUGUACUAGCAAAUUGAUGUUUUUACUACAUGCUGCACAUCUUUCAAGCCAUAAUUUAAGUACUCCAUGUACCUUAUGCGUUAAUUCCAUACUUUCAAAUCUUCAUGAGAUGUUGAAUUACAGUGAUAUAUUGGACAAUAUUUUUAUCUGAACGAUCUGAUAUUUCUCAUUGCAUCUAUUUAUCCAAUAUAAAUAUCCAUAAAACAUCUUUGUGUUGCCAUAACUGGGUUUAGGGGAAAGGGUUGCUUCUUUCAGUGUAUUUUCUCAGUGCUGAAAAACAGCUCUCUCAGCCCUAAGUAGUA